UUCUCACAAUCGAUUAAGAGUUCCACCGUAUACGGUUAUCUCGUCAAAUACAAUAUCGAUCGUUGAGCGUUAUAUAUUAACUGACUUGAUUUCUUCGUUUUCUGCCAAUUGAGAAAAUCAAUGAUUGAAAGUGAAGUGGGAGGCGGGAGGAACAGGGUUAAAGGACCUAUCAUCAUUAGGUGUUACAUUCCGAGGGACUUCCCGGCUGUCGUACGAUUUCUCGUUUAAAAGGGGAACGCUGUUUAGCUAUGCCCAUUCAGUUUCACCAUUUUCACCAAACUACGACGACUACGUUGACCUUCGUGGAUUUUUAACGAUGACAAGGAUCAUCCUUAUUUUCAACAUUAUUCUCAUUAUUUUUCAAUUCAAAAAUGAUUUGAUCCUUGGCUCGCCUUUAACCGAGACUAUGAUGAAUCGUCUCAACGUUACCGGUUGUCCAAGGAUUGUAACUAGAGAGGAAUGGAAAGCACGUAAACCUUUGGGCGAGCAACAAAUCGAACGUACACCAACGCCAUACGUAGUUAUUCAUCAUGGUGGAAUACGUCAAUAUUGUUACGAUCAAGAAACAUGUAGCAAAAUAGUAAGGUCUUAUCAGAGAUUACAUAUCGAUGAUCAUGGUUGGUUCGAUCUUGGUUAUAAUUUUGUAAUUGGCGAGGAUGGUAAUAUUUACGAGGGCCGUGGAUGGAAUAAAGUUGGUGCACACGCGCCCGGAUAUAAUUUUCAAAGUAUCGGCAUUUGCAUUAUUGGUGAUUUUAUGGAUUUUCUACCAAAUGCCUUGGCUCUUCGUGCUUUAAAUUCUCUGAUCUCAUGCGGCGUCUUUCUUGGAAAGAUACAUCAUGAUUACAAUGUUAUUGGACAUAGACAAGCGCGUAAUACGCUUUGUCCAGGAGAUACGUUUUACAAAUACGUCAUGACGUUUCCUCAUUGGACAUCUCAUCCUAUACCUGAAAAAGUACAAACUACGACUACUAAUGCACCGUCGAAGUAUCAAUUGGGAAUACCCAUAUCUCAAAGAGAAUAUAAUAUAUUCCAAGUAAUCAGAAUGGUACGAGCGACGUUUCUACUUAUUGCAACGUGCAUCACAAUUUGCCAUCCAGCGGAAAUUGCAAAUUCUGCUGCAACUUCUGAAAUACCUAACAUCAUUUCGAGACAACAAUGGGGAGCUAGAUCACCGAAAACCACUAUACGUCCUCUUAGAAUAAAUCCACCUCCGUAUGUUAUUAUUCAUCAUUCGGAUACUGUUAGUUGUAACACUCAAGCUAUUUGUCAGGCUAGAGUGAGAAGUUUUCAGAAUUAUCAUAUGGACACGAAAAAAUGGAACGACAUAGGCUACAAUUUUUUGGUCGGUGAAGAUGGUAAUGUCUACGAAGGUCUUGGCUGGGGUAAACAUGGCUCUCAUUCAAUCCCAUAUAAUUCCAAGAGUAUUGGUAUUUGUAUCAUUGGUAAUUUUACUAAUACCACACCAAAUCCAGCGAGCAUUCGGACAACGAAGAAUUUAAUAGCUUAUGGUGUAGCUAACAACAAAAUCAAAUCCGAUUAUAAGCUUCUUGGCCAUCGACAAACCGCUCAAACUGAUUGUCCUGGAAAUUCAUUAUACAAUAUGAUUAAAACAUGGAAUAAUUGGAGCGAUAUGCCAUGAGAAAUAUAAUCGUUAUGCGAUUAAAUUUAUUUACGAGGUAUAACGUUAUAUCGUUAUAAUAUUAACAAUUAUUGUUAUAUCGUCUUAAUGAUCAUUUUGACUUGUUUUCAAUUAACAAUAUAAAUAGAUACGUACAAAUUUGACAUUCCUACGAAUAUUUUCGUUUGUUGUAUCGUAAAGAAAGAAUUUUAAAAGGAUUAAUAAUAUUUUGUAUGCUUAUAUAGUUAUCGUGGGUGAAUCUUUUGUAAUUUGUAAUGCGUAAGGUUUAUUCAUUAUUUUUUUUUUUUUUAUGAUAUAUACAAAGACAAAUGUAUAUAUUUACAAAAGUAUAAAAUUUUCUCAAUGAUUUACAAUAUGCUUAUUGAUCAAAAUAAUUUUUGUUUAGAUUGUAUCCUUCUAUAUCGUAUGUUUAUGAUCAUUCGAUUAGAUCUAUUAAAACGGGACAUCUCUCACAGUAAAUAAUAAAAAGAGAGGGAAUUCACCGUAUUUAUUAUAAGAGGAAAAAUCAAGCUUGACAGAUGCUAAUUUAUGGGUAUAUCAUUAUUUAUAGAUGUCUUACUAAUUAGAGAUCUCUUAUUGAUGUCUCGUUAGAACGAUUGUAUCGCAUACCAAUAUCAGAAUUUUUUACGAUGGAUUGGAUCGAUAAUGCCGAUAAUAAUAGAUUUCUGUUUUACCAACUGUAUAUGAAUGUCGAUGUUAACGAAUGAACGUUCUUGUUUA
Vespa mandarinia (Asian giant hornet) is the source of this 2359-nucleotide messenger RNA. RefSeq names its product peptidoglycan recognition protein S2 (gene Pgrp-s2). The record is from RefSeq and is a predicted model, not a curated record. Lineage: Eukaryota; Metazoa; Arthropoda; Insecta; Hymenoptera; Vespidae. Gene Ontology annotation, molecular function: zinc ion binding; peptidoglycan binding; N-acetylmuramoyl-L-alanine amidase activity. Gene Ontology annotation, biological process: peptidoglycan catabolic process; innate immune response.